AUGGGGGAAGAGAGACCAUUUGCUGCUCUGACCAUCACUGUCCCCCCACUCGGUUUCACACCUGGAAUAGGGUCACAGCAUGUGGUCCUGCAAGAACCUGAAUCACAGCGAAACGUCAUCGGGGUUGAAAUUCCAUGUGGCUCCUCCCACCCUUCAGCCCUCCUCAAACAUCUUCAUCUUGAUGGUAUCAAGCUGCUCCCCUUCACUAUUACCACCAUCGUCGCCACACUCGUGCAGUCACGUGAUCGUGAUCACGGUGGCCAAGGAGCCGUAGACCUUUGCACUACUUUCGCACCGCUAUCAGAAAAACCCUCUCGACCCCUCGGUGAGCGAGUUUCUUCCAUCAUGGAGGUCAAAGUCAGGAGCGGGAGUGUUUUUACCAGCAUCAAGGUGUUCGUGGCGUGUCACAGCGCACUGCAGCUGUCGCUGCUUCUGGUCUCGGGCUACAUGAAAAGCUCCAUCUCCACCAUCGAGCGACGCUACGGUCUCUCCAGUCAGAAGUCCGGACUCCUGGCCGCCUUCAACGAGGUGGGCAACACGCUCCUGAUCGUGUUCGUCAGCUUCCUGGGGAGUCGGGUUCACCGCCCUCGCGUCAUCGGCUUCGGCGCUCUGCUGGCCUGUUUGGCCUCGUUGCUGAUGGCGCUCCCGCACUUCCUGACCGGGCCGUACCGCUACGGCGACCGGCGCAGCGAGUACGCCGACCCGACCCGGAACGUGUCUGACCUGUGCCGGCCGGACGGCGGCCUCCCUGUCGCCGCCGCACCGUCGUCCGAUCGGACGAGCUGCGUCGGGCGGGAGAGCGCCGCCCACCAGGGCGUCUACCCUCUUCUGCUAUUUGCUCAGCUGCUGCUGGGCGUCGCUUCCGUGCCCGUGCAGCCUUUCGGCAUCUCUUACAUCGACGACUACGCCGGCCGGAAGAACUCGCCGCUCUACCUCGGAAUCCUACUGGCCGUCACGGCCAUCGGCCCCGCGUUCGGGUUCCUCAGUGGCGCCUUCAUGCUACGAUUCUACGUCGACUUUGACAAGAUGCCCGCAGAUCAAGUGGAGUUGGAUCGCGGUGACCUGCGCUGGGUGGGUGCCUGGUGGCUGGGUUUCCUGGUGGCCUCCUGUCUCCUCUUCUUGGCGGCGCUGCCCUACUUCUUUUUUCCCAGGAACAUGACCCCAAAGGUCAGUUCAGGGCACUUCAACGAUGAAUCCGAGUCAGACAAAAAGCUUCCGUCGGAUAUUUUCCAGGAAGUCGGCCUUCUUCGCUUCCUUAAAAGUUUUCCCAGCAUGUUGUGCCGGACCCUGCGGAGUCCGGUCUACCUUUUGGUGGUUUUGGCCCAGGUCAAUCUGGCCGCCAUGGUGGCCGGCCUCGCCACGUUCAUGGCCAAGUUCAUCGAGAAGCAGUUCAGCCAGACGGCGGACUUCUCCGCCGUGAUUAUCGGCGGCGUGUGCAUCCCGCUAGCCGUGCUGGGAACCGUCCUGGGCGGAGUCCUGAUGCGCCGAUGGUCUCUCGGCGUCGGCGCCGCCGGAAAGUUCUGUGCCGCCGCGAUCGCGCUCGGCCUUUUAUGCGGCUUCCCGCUGGUCUUCACGGGUUGCCCCACUCAGCAGAUCGAUGGAGUCUUCCCGCCUCGGCGUGAGAUGCCGCUGUGCAGCUCGGCGUGCCGGUGCUCGGAGGAUUCCUUUCGUCCGGUGUGCGCUUCGGACGGCGUCGAGUUCACGUCUCCGUGUCGGGCCGGCUGCCUCGCCGCGGAAACGGACGGCGCCGACAAAGUGGCGAACUUCACGGACUGUCGCUGCGUGGGCGGGGGCGGCGGCGGCGGCGGCGGCUCGGCCGCGCCCGGAACGUGCGGCGGCGGGUGCGGCCGCCUCCUGUUGCCCUUUGUGGUCAUGAUGGCCGUCACCUGCUUCACGGCGUCGCUGUCCCAGACUCCGUCCUUUGUCAUGAUCCUCAGGACGGUGUCGGCGCGGGACAAGUCGUUGGCGGUGGGCGUCCAGUACAUGCUCUUCAGGGUUCUCGCCUUCAUGCCGUGCCCGGUGGUGUACGGCUCGGUCAUCGACACCACGUGCGUCCUGUGGGACAGGAAGUGCGGCGAGCAGACUUCCUGUCUCUACUACAACUUGGACCGCUUCAGACACAGGUUUUUGGGUGUCCAGGGUCUCUUCAUGUGCGGGGGUCUGAUUUGCUUCCUCCUGACCGUGCUGGUCCUGCGCAAAAGGGGGGCGGCCGACCGGGGUGUGUACGAGCUGGCCGACGAGCGCGCCAAAGAAGAGGAAGUGAAUCGAGGACGCACCUGA
Nerophis lumbriciformis (worm pipefish) is the source of this 2280-nucleotide messenger RNA. NCBI's taxonomy places the organism in Eukaryota, Metazoa, Chordata, Actinopteri, Syngnathiformes, Syngnathidae. The record is from RefSeq and is a predicted model, not a curated record.